This is a messenger RNA of Oryza brachyantha (malo sina), 1599 nucleotides long. Its product is annotated as glycerophosphodiester phosphodiesterase GDPD6-like. NCBI's taxonomy places the organism in Eukaryota, Viridiplantae, Streptophyta, Magnoliopsida, Poales, Poaceae. Gene Ontology annotation, molecular function: glycerophosphodiester phosphodiesterase activity. The transcript has 8 exons. The record is from RefSeq and is a predicted model, not a curated record. Bases 227 to 1402 code for a protein of 391 amino acids. Gene Ontology annotation, biological process: lipid metabolic process.
UAACUGGUGCAGAGUGUAUACAGAGGCUGACACUGCAACCUACAAAAAAGCAUGUCAACUCCAAGGAAUAUUCGGAGGCAGGCUGCUCUGGCUUGAGAGCUCUUCAAGAGAGCUAGUGCAGGAGAGAGAAAGAGAGAGGGAAAGACCUCUCUUCUUGAGAAGACGAGGUUUUUUAGCACAGACUAGUGCAGGAGGAGGAGAGAAGGAAGAGGAAGGAGGGUGCAGCAUGGCUGCCUUCUGGCACAUCUCUAUCAUUGUCCUUGUACUGCUUUCUCGAGAAUCCAAUGCCAAUCCAGCUGCCCCUCAGCACAGCCAGCUGGAUGUAAACCACAGGAAGCCACUUCAGACAUUCAGGCCUUACAACAUUGCCCACAGGGGUUCCAAUGGUGAAAUACCUGAAGAGACGACAGCGGCCUACCUGAGAGCUAUAGAAGAAGGUGCAGACUUCAUAGAAUCUGACAUACUUGCAACGAAGGACGGCCAUCUGAUAUGUUUCCAUGAUGUUACAUUGGACGCAACAACUGAUAUCGCCAAUCAUACAGAGUUUGCCGACAGGAAGAGAACCUAUGAAGUUGAGAGACAAAAUGUGACCGGCUGGUUUGUUGUGGAUUUUACUCUUGGAGAACUGAAGUCACUUAGGGUGAAACAACGCUACAGUUUCAGGGACCAACAGUACAAUGGGAAGUACCAGAUUAUUACAUUUGAUGAGUAUAUCUUGAUUGCGCUUUAUGCGGACAGGGUUGUUGGAAUAUACCCAGAGCUCAAGAAUCCCAUAUUCAUCAACGAGCACGUCAAAUGGUCAGAUGGCAAGAAGUUUGAGGACAGGUUUGUCGAGACGCUGCUGAAGUAUGGUUACAGAGGCGAAUACAUGUCCCAAGAUUGGCUCAAGCAGCCACUGUUCAUCCAAUCCUUCGCACCAUCUUCACUCGUUUACAUGUCAAAGAUGACAAACUCCCCAAAAAUAUUCCUAAUCGACGAUACCACGGUCAGAACUCAAGACACCAAUCAGUCAUACGACGAUAUAACUUCGAACGGCUACCUCGCAUUCAUAAGGAAGUAUGUGGUUGGGAUUGGGCCAUGGAAAGACACAAUUGUUCCUCCUCUGGACAAUUACUUGGGUCCCCCAACCGAUCUUGUCGCGCGAGCGCACGCUCUGAAUCUUCAGGUGCAUCCAUACACUUUCAGAAACGAGAAUGUGUACUUACACUUGGACUUCCACCAAGACCCUUACCUUGAAUAUGAGUACUGGCUCGGUGAGAUUGGAGUCGAUGGGCUGUUCACUGAUUUCACCGGUACUUUGCACAGGUUCCAGGAGUGCACAGCUCCAUAUCCAAAGAAUCAAAAGACUGCAGAGGCACUGCUGCAGAAGAUUACCUACAUGAUAAAGGAUAGUGGAUACUAAGCUUAUGAUACCAACUCACUGUACUGUCACUUUUUCAGAUUUGUUUCAUUGUUGUCACUACUAGAAAAGCACCAUCUUUUGCAGUUUGUACAAUUCUUACAAAUAAAGAAGCUUGUAGAACCAAAAAAAUAAAUGAAAUGUGUUUUCACAUAUCAUGCUUGUGCCACUUGUUCCCAACUCUAGCAGGGCUGAAAGAU